Molecule: messenger RNA, 1434 nt
Organism: Dipodomys ordii (Ord's kangaroo rat)
Lineage: Eukaryota; Metazoa; Chordata; Mammalia; Rodentia; Heteromyidae
Gene: Acp5
Product: acid phosphatase 5, tartrate resistant
Exons: 5
Coding region: 284-1279 (331 amino acids)
Biological process (GO): bone resorption
Molecular function (GO): acid phosphatase activity; ferric iron binding; ferrous iron binding
Source: RefSeq, a predicted model, not a curated record
CACAAACACACACCCAGACACACAGAGACACACAUGCACACACACACACACACUCACACACCCCAAUCCCUCUUCUGGCAUGGGGAAGUGCAGACUCACAUGACCCGAGAAGGAGGAAGAAUUGGGGGGCAGCCCUGGGAGCAAACCGCAUCAAUCUUUCCCUGUCCACUUCCCAUCGCAGGGAAUAAAGUCUCCUGGACACCCCGACUCCAGCCCAGAAACCCAGCACCUCUUCCUGACCAGCUGCCCGGCCGGGGUCUGGCCUGGGAGGGCGCCCGCCAGGAUGGCCGUGUGGGCCGCGCUGCUGCUUCUCCUGCUGCCUUCGGCUGAUUGCUUUGCCCCGGCCCCUGCCCUGCGGUUUGUGGCGGUGGGGGACUGGGGAGGGGUCCCCAAUGCCCCCUUCCACACUGCUCGGGAAAUGGCUAAUGCUAAGGAGAUCGCCCGGACCGUGCAGACUCUGGGUGCCGAUUUCAUCCUGUCCCUAGGGGACAAUUUCUACUUCACCGGUGUUCACGAGGCCAACGACAAGCGCUUCCAGGAGACCUUCGAGGACGUAUUCUCUGACCGUGCCCUUCGCAACGUUCCCUGGUACGUACUGGCUGGAAACCACGACCACCUGGGUAACGUCUCGGCACAGAUCGCCUACUCGAAGAUCUCGAAGCGCUGGAAUUUCCCCAGCCCUUACUACCGCCUGCGCUUCAAGAUCCCACGGACCAAUAUGUCUGUGGCCAUCUUCAUGCUGGACACGGUGAUGUUGUGUGGCAACUCCGAUGACUUUGUCAGCCAGCAGCCGGAGAUGCCCCAAGACCUCGCCCUGGCCCGCACCCAGCUGGCCUGGCUCAAGAAACAGCUGGCAGCAGCCAAAGAAGACUUCGUGCUGGUGGCCGGCCAUUACCCGGUCUGGUCCAUCGCUGAGCACGGCCCCACCCACUGCCUGGUGAAGCGGCUGCAGCCGCUGCUGGCCGCACACGGGGUCACAGCCUACCUGUGUGGCCACGACCACAAUCUUCAGUAUCUGCAGGAUGACAACGGCGUGGGUUACGUACUGAGCGGGGCAGGAAACUUCAUGGAUCCCUCCGUACGACAUCAGCGCAAAGUCCCCAAUGGCUACCUCCGCUUCCACUACGGGGCCGAGGACUCUCUGGGUGGUUUUGCCUACGUGGAGAUCAGCCCCAAGGAGAUGAGCGUCACCUACAUUGAAGCUUCAGGAAAAUCCCUCUUCAAGACCAGCCUCCCCAGGCGACCCCGGCCCCGCUCCUCCAAACACUUGGGGGCCUGAGCCAUGCAGGGCCUGGAGGGUGGGCAUUAUGGGGGACCCUGCCCCCCCUUGAGGGAAGCCACAGAUACCUUCACAUAGGAAAGGUGAGGAGCUUUUUCUGAAUCAAGUAUUAUUAUUAUUUUUUGCUGCCACUCAAUAAAGAAAUAGUUGUCAAG